Aureococcus anophagefferens is the source of this 1480-nucleotide messenger RNA. RefSeq lists its product as hypothetical. The annotation marks the transcript as partial. Lineage: Eukaryota; Pelagophyceae; Pelagomonadales; Pelagomonadaceae. The record is from RefSeq and is a predicted model, not a curated record. The transcript has 2 exons.
GUUGCGUGCCUCCCAGCGCAUUGCCGCUGGUUUUCUCAAUCGUAUGGCCAGGACGGUCGCCAUGGCAGCGCUGCCGCAGCUUCGCAUCCUUGUUACAGAAAUUGGUGUAAUGCACCUUCGUUUAGUCAUAUCAACUUCUAAGACUGCUGGUGAGGCGAUAUUAGAGGAGGGGCUUCGAGGGCCGUGGGUUGUGUCUGUCGAGUUGUGGCACGCCACUCUCCAUUUCCGUGCAUAUGAUCCCAGUUCUGGCGCGGUGGUGAGGACAAAUACGCCGGCUUUUGGCUUUUGGGGCGUUGCAAGCCAGCUGUUGGAUGCACUCGGAUGUGCAUCAACUCCACUAGAUCCUGCUUUGAGGCUAGAGCCACGUAGAAGCAGGUGGCAGCUUCGAGCAUUGUCGGUAACCUCCCUGGAUACCGCAAAUGUGACGUUAGAGUCCCUCAGAGGCACUGCAAGUGCUGUAGCCACGCUUGCUGUGGCCGAAGUAACCGUUCGUAUUGUUGAUCGAGUGGCCUCAAAUGGUUUUGUUUGCGCUGAAAACACAGACAAGCGACGACGUCGCGCUGGUGUUGCUGCGUUGAAGGCAAAAAGAUACAAAAUAGUCGCAGGGGUCACGUCUGUUCUUGGUGCUCGUGCAGCUCUGCGAGGAAGAAUGCGAGACAACAAGCCUAAAUCAAUAGCGGACUUUGCCGCUCUCCGUUUUGCUGCUGAUCUCGAUACACCUUUGAAAGCUGAGCCUCUUCCUCUAUCUACAUGGGGAGAUGAAAUUAGAAAUCUCGUCGCAGCGCCCCGAUCUAUGCUAAUAAAGAAGGUGCUACUUCGCGAGGCCUCCGAUGGUCAAACUGCGUGGCCUGCGAGGACUGCCAUGUUUAUUAUCGACUUCUCAACGGCACCCGAUGAACUUCGACAUCAACAAAUUAAUGAGCGCGCGACAGUAAUGCUUCAACGCCACGCUAUUGAUGUGAAUGAGAUCCCCGCUGCUGUCCAUGGAGCUGCGCUCUGGAUCAGUCCAGGCCGCGGGAAUUUGUUUGACGAAGAACAAGCAUUCGUGCAGACUCGAGACUUGCAAAAUAAGAGCAAUGUCACCCAAGAGGGUAUCGAUGGCCAAAUACAUAUGGAUGGUGCCACGUUAGCUCGCGUUCUCAUGUCACAGGACGCUGAUGCAAGGUUGGCUCGUAAAGCAAUUCAAGCCGCGGUACAAGCAUUUCGUGCAAUCCGGAUCGAUAGGGUCUUGAAAGCCAAAAUGUUGUGGCGCAAUCGAGCAAGAAAGCGGCUGAUGUGCUUGUUACCAUGGUUGGAGAGAACCAGCAGGACAGUGCAGGGAUCGGGACUUCUGACAGCAAACCACCAGUCUACUGACAUUGAUCAAUCCAUACUGACCCUUCGAGCGCACGCGGAGAGAACAAGACCACAAGGUCGUGCCAAUGCAUUCGAUGCUGUAAUAUCUCGCAUCCGUUAUUUGAGACACCUCGCUAGGAGGUAG